Messenger RNA from Pimephales promelas (fathead minnow), 2883 nucleotides. RefSeq names its product centromere protein V (gene cenpv). Lineage: Eukaryota; Metazoa; Chordata; Actinopteri; Cypriniformes; Leuciscidae. Gene Ontology annotation, molecular function: carbon-sulfur lyase activity. The record is from RefSeq and is a predicted model, not a curated record.
GAAGCAUGUGACCCAGCCAGUCAACAGUGUGUGUUUUGCAAACAGGGCGAUGGUUAUCUUAUCAACCAAUUAUAGAAUGUUCUACAGGAGAGCCGCAUGCAAAACCGGUUAGGUUAUAGACGACAAACAACUCCACUGUUACCAUAGCCUAUACAAAAUUAAAGGUGCUAAACAAAUGGCGUGCGUAACUAAAGACGAAAGGGAGCGUGAGGGUCUUGUGAAACACACUGGAGGUUGUCACUGCGGCGCGGUGCGUUUUGAGGUGUGGAGCGCUCCAGAUUUACACGUGUUCAGUUGCAAUUGCAGUAUUUGCACAAAGAAACAGAAUCGUCACUUCAUUGUACCAAAAUCCCAGUUCACCUUGCUGCAGGGAUCAGACAACAUGACCACAUACACUUUUAACACACACAUGGCCAAGCACACAUUCUGCAAAACGUGUGGCGUCCAGAGUUUCUACACUCCACGUUCCAACCCUGAUGGAUUUGGUGUGGCACCUCAUUGUUUGGACACUGGAACAGUAAGAAGUGUGACUGUGGAGGAUUUCAAUGGGCAAAACUGGGAGGAAAGUAUGCAGAAGCAUCUUACUAUUCGAAGUAUGUCAAAACCAACAGCGGAGACAUAAUUGACGGUUUCAUAUGGCCUUUUGAAUAGUUUCAGACUGCAGCUUCAGCCAGACGAUUUUAGAGGCAGUUUACACAAGACUAUUUUCAAAUAAAAAUGGAACAAAAUGUAUGCGUUUUGGCCAUUUUCACUGAAGAGGCAAACUUUUGAAAUGGGUUUCAAAGUGCAAGUUUUUGGAAACGAUACAUUUAUCUUCAGUGGUGUCAUGUGUAUGGGUAUUGUGUUCAGUCUAUAGGAAUUCGUUAGUAUUUGACAACUCAAAAAACAAACUAACAUCAACUGUUGGCCUGGCAAGGAUAAUGCAGCGUUUUGAGUCCUCAUCGUUGUCGUCUGUUCAUCAGUUAAUCAUGAUAUAUUUUUGUUGUGUAAACUUAACCAUAGAUUGUACUCCCCUGCUUCUUAAAAUUUUUUGGUAACGCUUUUUUUUACAGUACAGUACUUAGGUGUACUUACAGUGUACUUACCUAGAAUGUACUGGCUAAAAUAAGGUAAGGACAUGGGUUAGGGGUAGGUUUAGGGCUAGGUUCAGGGUUACCUAGUUAUUACCCAGUAAUUGUACUUACUAUAAUAAGUACAUGGUAUGCACAUGGGUAACAGGACUGAAGCAUUGCCAAAAAUUUUAUCAGUGUAGUUGUUCAAAACAACAAAAUCCACCUUAAAAGACACACAUUUACAAAAAUUCUUUUUUUAAGAAAUGUAUCAACAGGGAAAUUUGUAUGGUAAAUGGAAUGGAAAUCAUACUCAUAAAAUGGAAAUCAUACACUAAUAGAUAUUUAGGACAUCAAAUGAGGAUUGAUGUUUGUAUUGUCUUCCAACUUUGUAUAGAUAGAGGAUGUAAUGUCAUGACUCAUGUAUAAGGAAAACCACUAAAACCAUAUAUAUUUUUUCCACACUUUAUCAAAUUUAUUUUAAACAACUGUUGCAUUACUCCACAUUGUUAUGUAUAUAUUCAUAACUAAAAGUCAAAACAGAGAACAUCAUACACUCCCUAGAAUAACAGAUUUGCUCUGAAAGAAUUCAGAAAUAUAAGCCAGUUUUGAAACCAUACUGAAUCACAAAAUUUGGUACAGAACUUGUUGAUCCGUUUGGAGCAGUGCUUUAACUUAAGUCAGAUAACAACAGUAAACGCAAAAGUAAACAAAAUACAGAUUCAAAUUUAGUUUUCUCCAUUCCCUGCACACACAAAGGCACAAUCUGUUCUUUGGAUUCAGCUACUCUAUUAAAGUGCUUAUCUAGGUUAAACCUCUCCAGAAAACUGGCUUUCAGAAUAAAGGAUGGUUUGGGGUACAGUGUGCAUAGGCCCAUUAUAUACCAGCAUUUCUCCAUCAGUGUCUGCAGGUUGAAUAUGUUCGCUGUGCCUUUUUUAAUAUGCUGUCACUAUAUAGUAUUUUAAUGACAGUAUAUUUGGAAUGUUGUUAUUUAAAGAAAUAAUGAAACGUGAAGUUAACCUUUACCUAAAAAAUGCAGUGCAUAACUUUAGUCCUACAUUAACAGGAACAGUGUCAAAGACAAUCUAAUCUAAUAAAUUUUCACAUUCUUUGUUUCCACAACGAUGGCCUGGAACGUGUUUAUGAACAUGUAGCGUGAGAACAGUAUGUAGAGCCGGCGGAACCACAGCAGCUGAGAGCGAUGACAAAGCAUGGCUUUCUGAGGAAAGAAGAGAAGAGAGAACAGAUAGCAACAGAGCAAUUACUUCAGUUUGUUGGGUGACUGUGUAUUGAUUUACUUUUUUAUAGCCUUUAUUAUAAAUCAGGUAGAGACCUGACCAAAGAUCACAAACCGACACAGAAAGGCUUAACAUGCUACUGAAAGGAGCCAGACUGGUAGAGGCAGUUCAGACAGAGAAGCUGCGUCAUUCAGAGACCUCUCGGCAGGAUUAGUUAAUGCUUACAGUAAAGGUUCAAAGUACUAAUGUGUUAAUCAGCAACACAGCCCAUGUUUUAAGAAGAAGCUUUUUCAGCUAUGAAUGUUCUGUAGUCUGGGAAUACAUCUGAAGACAGCUGUACUGUAGAAGCUGAGAAAAGCGAGACACUCAUAACGUUUGAUCAGGUCUAAUCAGAGCUUAAGGUAUUUGUUUAAACACUGACUAAUGGCACACCUUGGCACGCUUAUACUCCUUCGGUCCAAUGAGACAGCAGAAAUCAGAGGGGAGGAGCCAGCUGACCGGCAGCUCUAAGACUGAUAGAUACUUUCUGAGGAUGCUGAUGGAGUGAAGAGAGAAGAUCUGACAACCUGUAGGAGCAGAUAUAUUUAAAAAAAAAA